Molecule: messenger RNA, 1890 nt
Organism: Leishmania major strain Friedlin
Lineage: Eukaryota; Euglenozoa; Kinetoplastea; Trypanosomatida; Trypanosomatidae
Exons: 1
Coding region: 1-1890 (629 amino acids)
Biological process (GO): protein modification by small protein removal
Molecular function (GO): peptidase activity
Source: RefSeq, a predicted model, not a curated record
AUGACGCACACGACGGAGGUCGCGAGCCCCAAGUCGGAUCCAGCCCUUUACGAGAAGAUGCAGCACGCAGACCCGCUGCCGCCGUCGGAGAGUGUGCUUCUGCCCUCCAAGACGGUCCCCACCCCACUGCGCAAGUCAGACGAAAGCCGGCUGCACCUUUCUGUCGACAAGGGCGCCUCAAAGGAAAAAGUAGUGGAGGAGGAAAUGGGGCCGCCUCUGCGGUUUACGACGACAGAGGUGCCGUUGCGCACUGGCGUCAUGACGCCGCGGUCAUCGCGGCAUCUCUCGGUUUCCUGCGUCCCUGUAGAGGCGACGACCUGUGCAAAUCGACCCCUGGCCACAGUCCCCCGGAAGCCCUGCUUACGCCGAGCAGCGGCGCUGCGUCCACCAAACGACGCGUCAGUUCCCGGGGCAGCCGUGCGCGAUGGCCAGAGCUUUUUGCUUGACAGAUGCAAACCGACCGCCAGAGACAUGGUGGUGGAGCUGCACGUCUACGACCUCUCACAUGGGCAUCUGAAGCGGUAUGCGCAGGAGCUGGUUGGCCUAGAAAUUCCCGGCGUCUACCACUCCGGCAUUGUAUGCUACGGGGUUGAGGUGUACUUUGAGGGCGGCAUCGGCAUCGCCGCGGCGGGCCGCACGCGUUUCGGUAACAAGUACCGCACGCACUACCUCGGCGUGACAAAGAAGCCCGUCUCAGAGUUCUUCCGGUGGAUCGGUGUGCGGGCCAUUCACGUUAAUCAGAUCCACGACUACCACCCAGUGCGGCACAACUGCCAUCACUUCUCCCACGAGGCCGCGCGGUUUUUGCUUGGCGAAAGCGCGUCCAUUCCAAUGUAUCUCUUCAGCACCGUGGACAAUCUUGUGAAGACGGAGGUUGGUGCUUCCGUUGCGGAGGUCAUGACUCUCACCACCCACGGCAUGCAGAGUAGCGUCGCGCGGCAGAUGCGCUCCCGCACGUUGGAGCGGCAGUGCAGCAUCGAUAUGCAACUCAGCGCCUCGACAGCCUGCGGUGUUAUGACACUGCCGCCGACGGCAGCAGUGCUCUUUCGUCCCAGCGACCUCCACCUUGCAAAACGACUUGUCCUUGACCUCAGCCCAUACGUGAAGGGCCUAAUCAAGAGAAAGCACAUGAAGCCAGCUGCAUUGACAGUGCUGGAGGGGAUGGCAUGUGCGCUGAUGGAGGGCACUGAUUCUCUUCCGCCGAAUCUGCUGUUGAACUACGUGGAGAUAGUCACGGAGUCACUCCUGCGCAGCCCGUUGGCGACGUGGGGGCCUAUCUUCAACGGGCUCCGAGUGGCAGUGCUGCAUAAGUUGUGCCUCAUCAACUGUGUGUUUCACACGAAACUGAUGUCGAUGCUGGUGCUCGCGGCGCGCGACUUUCCCCGCUUAUUGCCCGACGGGCGCGUGGCGUUCCUUCGGCUGGCGUGCAACUUUGCCUGCGGCGCCUACGGCGUUAUCGUCUACAGCGAAGCUCGAUACCGUGAUGCCUGGGUGUCGAUCGUUGGCCUGGGCCUCAUGGAUAGCAGCAGUACUGUCGUGUACACAGCCGCGUGCCUGGCCUUGAACCUAGCGCUCGGCAUUGUCGCCACUUCCAAUCUGCCCCUGAGGCGUGACAUGACGCAGCAGGCCGACGAACACUACGCGCUGCGACUCGCGACGCUUCUGCUCUACAACCUACGCCACCGCAGCGCACUUCAGCUGCCGGAGCCGUCCUUCAACAUGAUCUUGAUGGCACUCUACCGGCUUUCCUCCAGCAACACAACGGCGCUGGAGUAUGUCGUGUCACACCCGUUCAAGCCACAGUACGCCGAGCUCCUCGACCGGUGUGGUUCGAAUGAAAGCCGGGCCCUGGUGUGCCUCCUCAAAACCCUAGAAGACCUUUUCGGUUGA